UACUGGUCCCUCUCCUCCGCUCACUCAAGAACCCCCACCACGCCACUGUAACCAUGUCGAUGGCCUUAUCUUAUCAGCCUCCUCCUCCUAGCCUCAGCUGCAAAACCUCCUCUUCAACCUCCGCAGCCCCUGCACUCGUUCACUCCCACUUCCCCACCAAGUCCAUCGCUCGCUUUUUGCAGAACAACCAUGACAACCUCUCAUCCCCCAACUCCUUGUCUCCUGAGAAAUGGAGAGCCCAGGUGUCCUUCUUUCCUGCCUUCUUGAGCAAACGCAAAGACGUCGCGACCCUCAAGGAGGAGCUGCUUGAAGCGAUUGCUCCCCUCGAUCGUGGCGCUGAGGCCACCCCUGAGGAUCAGCAAAGAGUCGAUCAGAUUGCUCGGAAGCUCGAAGCCGUUAAUCCAACCAAGGAACCUCUGAAAUCUACUUUACUUAAUGGCAAGUGGGAGCUCAUAUAUACCACUUCAAAAUCAAUUCUACAAACUCAGAGACCCAAAUUCCUGAGAUCAAUCACAAACUACCAAGGAAUCAACGUCGAUACACUGAGGGCACAGAACAUGGAAACAUGGCCAUUUUUCAAUCAGGUUACAGCAGACCUAACUCCUCUGAAUUCAAGAAAAGUUGCUGUCAAAUUUGACUUUUUCAAGAUUGCUGGUUUGAUUCCUAUUAAGGCCCCUGGAAGAGCCCGUGGCGAACUAGAAAUAACUUAUUUGGACGAAGAACUGCGAAUAUCCAGAGGCGACAAGGGGAAUCUCUUCAUAUUAAAAAUGGUGGAUCCAUCUUACAGGGUCCCUGUUUAACAUGAAGCCAAGUGCAGAGGACAGGAUCUCACGAAAUGAAAUGGGGUCAUCUGGCGAUGAAGACAAUUGGCUUCUGUAAGUUGUACAGCUCAGACAUACCGAAGGCGACUUCCCUCCGGUUUUGGUGUGCAUUCGUCAUGGCGAGAUGACAACGUCGAUACUUGCGACUAUCGAGAUGAAUUAAGGCAGCAGAAAAUAAUAAUUCUCGAAGUACAUUUAGCACCGUGUAAAAUCGCUUCUGUUACAUAACUAUGCGGUGCUUGACGCGUGAUGAAUGUGUAAAUUACAGUGCCAAGCAGUUGCCCUGGAUUAAUGUACUGAGAUUAUAGUGUCCUCCCGGGAGGAGAAGAUCAUGUCCAAUGCGAUAAGAAAGCAAUUCAAAGUAGCUACAUCUUUGAAUUCUAGUCGUUAGACAAACGCA
Rhodamnia argentea is the source of this 1221-nucleotide messenger RNA. RefSeq names its product probable plastid-lipid-associated protein 4, chloroplastic. The transcript is spliced from 6 exons. NCBI's taxonomy places the organism in Eukaryota, Viridiplantae, Streptophyta, Magnoliopsida, Myrtales, Myrtaceae. The coding region runs from base 54 to 800 and encodes 248 amino acids. The record is from RefSeq and is a predicted model, not a curated record.